Messenger RNA from Sardina pilchardus (European sardine), 4076 nucleotides. RefSeq names its product WD repeat domain 97 (gene wdr97). Gene Ontology annotation, molecular function: protein binding. The transcript is spliced from 19 exons. The coding region runs from base 83 to 3910 and encodes 1275 amino acids. Lineage: Eukaryota; Metazoa; Chordata; Actinopteri; Clupeiformes; Clupeidae. The record is from RefSeq and is a predicted model, not a curated record.
UAAUGCUGAUAUCCAGCACACAGUCUUCACACAUGGUCUGCAGCACCUGCACCAUGUCCCCUGUAAAAGACCUCCACGUCACAUGACCUGUGGUGAAGGAGUGGAUGGCUUCAUCAGUCUCCAUGACGACAGCGCAAACUCGUCCUUUAGCGCAUGCUUCUACCACACCGAUGGGAGUAUUUGCGAGACUUCGCCUCGCUGCCACUCCAUUCCUUACCUGGGUCUCACAUCCACCCAGCUCCCUGACAGAGUAGUGGGCUGGGGUCCUGGAGCUGUUGUGGACCUACUUGAUGGGCAGCUGAGGCCCUUGGCUCAGGCCAUGGGGCCCCUGGAUGUGAGGACGUGCACGGCCACAGACAAUCCCACCGAGGUGGUGACGGCCGGCGAGGGGAACGUUUGCCUGUGGUGCCUCACUCACAUGGUGCCCCAGGUGCAGGUGGUGGAGGGCUUGGAGAAGCAGGUGUUCACCCAGCUGGCCCUGGCUCCUCGACUCUCCAAGUAUGGCCACAGGGCGUUUGCAGUGUAUGGGAGUGCAGUGACUGUGGUAGAUCUCAAAAAGGGGGUAAUCCUGGAGAGGAGGAGUCUACAUCAGAGGGAUAUAACUGCUAUAACAUACUGCGCUCACAUGGACUAUUUGGUCACUGCCGCCAGAGAUGUGACCAUCAGAGUUUGGGGACCAGACUGGGAGCUCAAAGUAGCAUUUGUGGGUCACUCAGGGUUGGUGACGUCCCUGGUGUGCUGUCCUCGCUCGGGUCUCCUCCUGUCCUGCUCUCUGGAUUUGACUCUGCGCUGCUGGUCCCUGGAGGAGGGGGACCAGGUGCAGAAGAUCAGGGUGGCGGGGAUCCACCCCCCUCUGGCCAUGGGGGGACCAGUGAAAGGCGGUACCUUCUUUACUUUCUCCGAGGAUGGGGUGGACUUCUGGAAUAUCAACAGCCUCUAUCAGCUCCACUGCAAGCUCGGUGGAGACUUUUGCGGGCCUGUCCGUCAAAUGAUAGUCCCGCCCUGUCCCCCGCCGUAUCCAGCCCGUGUGCUCUGUAUCCACGGCGACCGCGAUGUGACCCUCAUCUCGGCUUGUACCGGAGCCAUCCUCACGGGGUUAACCGCGGGCCGCAAGGUACUCUGCGCAGAGUACUGUUUGCUGAAAGAGACCAUACUAGUCCUCACGGAAGAUGGGGUUAUGCUAACAACUAGCGCGCUAACCAAUCCCAUCACCGUGCUGGACGAGUGGGCGGGGCAGGGCCAGGAGCCACAGCAGUGGGAGGAUGGGGAGGGAGACGGGCAGGACUCGGGUCCUGGCCCAGCGUCCUGCCUGGUGCUCUAUCGCAGCUUGGCCGACAGGAAGAGAGCCCUGCAGGAGUGGAGAGACCUACAGGAGAUGCGAGGCAAGAGAGCCAAGAAACAGAAAUACGUGAAUGACCCCAAGAACAGGUUUCUAGUGGUGCUGGGCCAUCACAGAGGCUAUGUGACCGUGCUGAAGCUGUUCACACAGAAAGUCCAGUACACCACACCGGCUCACAAAGGCCAAAAUAUCACCAUCAUACAGGCUCAUCCUGAGACUAGCUACCUUCUCACAGCAGGUGAAGACAAGUCAGUUCUGGUGUGGAGAGUGUUCCCCUACGCUGAGGAGUGCCUGAGUGUGCACCUGAGCAUCUUCUGUGGGCAGCCCCCCCUGCACCUGGCCCUGCUGGGGCCUUUGCUGGCCCUUACCUUCCAGGAGCCCGAGAGCGCCACCUACAGUCUGGCAUAUUACCACAUGGACAACAAGAGACGCCUGGACCACCCGCCCCGACAGGACCACCUGGGCUGUAUCACGGGUCUCACUGUUAAUUGUCAGCAUCGAGCGUUUGCCUCCUGCAGUGAAGAUGGGACUGUACGAAUCUGGAAUGAGGAGAAUCGCUUGGUAAGGAUACUGGAACUGUUUACUGAGCUAGAUUGCCUAGCCUUCAUUGGCUAUAAAGAAGACCUGCUACUGGGCAUCAGAGGAAACCUGUACUAUAUCAGCUUCUCCCAGAUACUGCCCCAAGACCUCCCACUUCAGCCGCUGUGUUUAGAGAAAUUUGAUCCAGUUCCUGAUCUGCCAAUACCCCGUAAAGCUUCAUGUAAAAGCAAACGGCGGUCUGUAUGUUCCGUUCCGUCUGAGCAAGACCAGGAUGUGACAGUAGACCCGGAUCUGGCGGCUCUGCAGGCUCGGAAUAGAGAUUUAGAGGCUCUCCAGCAGGGGGAGCUAGAGAUCAGGUGUAAGCCAAAGAAACGCCCCCGAGCCCUCAGAAAGCGCAUCAGAAAGGAAGCGUUCGAUGCCUAUAUGAAACUCAUAUAUAAAGAGCCUGUCAAAAUUGAUGUACCAGAGGUGGACCAAUUUGAUCUAAACUUUACCAUGUUUCCCCCAAAACCUUGUGAAGAACGUCCUGUAACCCCACCGAUCCUCAAUGAGGGUUUCUUUUCAAACCACGCCAAGAAGGCAGCUAACAAUACUGCCCAACCAGACCAGGAGAGACACAAAAUAUCUAUCCCCGAACCAUACACAAAUAUGGGCUUCAUUCCCAACUCUGCGCUGAUAGACCAGCUGUGGCCUAGGCCAGCGGUCGAAGAUACUCUGCCUCCCAGUCCGCAGGAGACGGAGGAAUGGAAGCUUCGCCAAUGGGACUCUUUGUCCUCCGUGACCAAGUUUUUGGAAUACGACGACACGGACAUAGAGGGAGAGGAGUCAGAUGAAGAGGAGCGGGUGCUUUUCCUGGACUCCCCCGAGCCAGAGAUCACGCUGAGCCCUCUGAAGCCACCAACUCCUCCACCGGUGGCGGUAGUGGAAGAGUCAUCAGCCGUCGAGGAAAAAAAACCUAAGACGCGGAAGACUCUGCCUCCUGUGAAAGACAUCAAGCCUCGACCACGGCGAGUUACUACUCCCCGGGAACCCAGUCCACCACCCGCACGGACCCCCUCGCCAACUCUCCCCGAGUUCCUUGUGCAGUUCCUUGAAGAACUCUGGUUCAAGGACAUCUUUCCAGACAUCAAGUGUAUUCCAGCACCACUCAGUCCUGAAGACUUUGUCAAGCACCUGUUGGAGUUCAUGAAGGGAGCUGACACCUCCGUUAAGAUGCACCUCAUGACUGCACUGCUGACUCUGUCCCAGCAGGGGGUGCUGAAGGACUCUGGUCUCGUCUUCAGAGGUUUGGUGGCCUUUCUGAGCCACUGCAUCACAACUGACAUGACGGAGGCAGACCUUCGCUUUGCCCAGGAGCUGCUGAACAUACUGGUGUGUCUGUGCGCUAACGACAGCGCUUUCAUGGUAGAGCUUCUCGUCCUUAUGGCUCACAAGCAGUUGGACUUCCAGAAGACUAUAUUGUCUCUGCUGCGGAAGAUGGGACUAAAGGAAGAUGAAACGAAACUGAUGGAGGAGCUUAAUUCCUGGCAGGAUAUGGUCAAGGGCCAGUCGGACAUUUGGCAAGGGCUGAGAAGAAAAGCUGGCAGCUGGCUCAACAUCUGGACUGUCAAAUAUAAGGAGCAGAACAGGGCCUUGCUUCUUCAGAGCUCUGGCAUGAUAAGUGGCAUCCCGCCGGUGGAGGUGCUCAAUUACUUCUGCGCGCUGCCAGAGAUCACCGAGUCAGUGUCUUCACAUGUCAAGCUGGGCAGGGAUAAGGAUGCUGUGAUGAUGCCUCAUUUGGCCUCCAAGUCCAAGCCGAUAUAUCGACUCGGAGAGACGUAUAGCAUGUCCAGGACACGUGAGUCCCGAGGCAUCGUGCUCCCUCCGCUGACCUACCGACCCCUACUGCUCGGCUUCACGCGCUUCCUGAAACUGCCCCUGGCGCAGGUCCUGCUGGACCCGUUCCCCUUCUCGCCGGACCCCCACUGCCUGAAGCCCUCGCCCCGUCGCUUCUUCAUGGUGGAGCAGUCGUACGUCGGCUACUACAGAUAACACACGAGCGGCCCCUGUUGCGAGAGCCGCGUCUACGCGCGCGCCGACAGACGGGACAAGAUGUCGGACGUCGGUGGCAGGUUCAACCUUGUGGGCCGAGUAGGACAAGCAGAUGGAGGCACUCAUUGAUCGAUCAUCUGAAGAAAGUCUGUUCAUCGUGCUUCAA